GCGUGUGCGUAUCGUAUAGUAGCAAGCAGCAGCAGUAUAGCAGUAUAGCAGCAGCAGUAUAGCAGCAGGCAGCGUUCAGCUUCCGACUGCAGUCGAGUUCACGACGGGUGACACGCGUAGAUGCGAAAAGCGAACGCCACCGUACGAGCUUGGCAGGCGUUCUUUGAAGACGCCGACACGCGCGUGAGAAGUGUCUAGAACGCGCGCUAGUUCGUGUUUUGCAUGAGAUAUAUAUCAAGAGGCUCGCACCGGAUCAGUCGGUAGCACGUAGCAGCAGCAGUACGGACGCGUUUGUAAGCAGUGCAGCAGUGAACAGAGCUUAUCUAUAUACGCGCUAGGAAUGAACCUCGCAGGCAGCUAGCGCAUAAAGUCAGCAGUGCUGAAGAAAGACCGAGCUUCAGAGAGACUACAGGAGAGACAAUCGUAGACACUACUCGAGAGAGAGAGAGUUCUUUGAGAGUCUCAGAGACCUUCACGAAAGACUAAGUCUUCCCUGCGACACGCGCGUGGAACUUGUGAUCACCCUGAGCGAACAUGCAGUACAGUCCCCAGCCGGGCGCGGUGCCCGUGAGCAUGGCCUCUCUGUAUCACCACCACGCCAGUACGCUGCAGCACGGACACCACACGUCGUUCCUCAUCGACGACAUACUCGGCAACCAUCAGCUGUCGUCGUCGCCGGCGCGGCCGACGCCCAUCAACGCGGCGGUGACGCCGACGACGAUAGCUGCGCACGUGCACGGACUCGCCGGCGCGAUCGCUCCCGGUUACAAACCGGCGUACUUUGAGCACACGACACCGGCGGGCCUGAACCCUGCCGCCUACCCGCACCCGGCCUUCUACCCCGGGCCAGGACUUCCCUACACACUCGGUCACUAUCCACGACCGGGUGAGUUCCCGCCGCAUCCACUGUUAGAGAGACACCCGGCAUUCGCUAAAGUUGGAGCGAAGCCGAUCCUGUGGAGUCCCUUCUUCCAGCGACCGCUGCACAAGCGUAAGGGCGGACAGGUGAGAUUCUCUAACGACCAGACCCUGGAGCUGGAGAAGAAAUUCGAAGCGCAGAAGUACCUCUCUCCGCCCGAACGCAAGCGUCUCGCCAAGUUGCUGCAGCUAACAGAACGCCAGGUUAAGACAUGGUUCCAAAACAGACGAGCAAAAUGGCGUCGCUUGAAACAGGAGAUGCCAAUGUCGGAAGGCGGCAAGGAAAAUCAAGAAAACGAAGAUGUCCAUUCGCCGAGCUCGGGUCACGCCAGCGAAGGUAGCCGAUGCAGCUCGCCGGAAAAUGCCGAAGCGUCAUCGGCGAUAGAGGAAGAGAUCGACGUAGGCGAUAACGAAGAAGUAGUUCCGGUGGUAAUCAGUGCGCAUGCGCCACGCACGGUCGCGGAAUCCUCACUUGGACACGUGACCACGUAAAAGCUGUGAUGACACGGCGAACGGUUUCCGAUGUUACAAAUGUAUCAGAGCAAAUAAUUAUAUAUAUAUAUAUAUAUAUAUAUAUAUAUAUAUGUGCGCGCGUGUGUGUAUAUAUAUAUACGUGAGUCUGAGAUAAUCCUGCAGCUGUUACGACUGUAAAGAUGUUUAAAUCUACAGCGAUGCUAGAUCUGUCAUUAUAGGACGUCAUGAAAUAUUCCACUAUCAUAAUGUAUUUAAACAAAGCACAAAGUUGGGAGAUAAUAGUCACUCCCUACACGGAACUGUGCACAGAGCAUGAGCAUGAUGACUGUAUCGUACAUGUGUCCCAUGAAUUGUGGUCAACCACUGCUGGAAUCACGUGCUAAACUUUGUUGGAUCGCUACUGCAGGAUUAUGUGCUGUCGUAUGCGUGCAUGCAUCAGAGUUUUUUCUCCCUCACGUUGUCACUCUCUUCCUCUCUCUCCCCUCUCUAACUCUAUCUCUCCCUUACUCUCUCCCUCCCCUGUCUAACUAUCUCUUCUCUCCCUCUCUCCUCUCCUAUAGUUAACUCGCAGUAUAAGCUGGCCUUAUUCGCAGUACGAUAUCGUCGCACAGUUUGCUUGCGUAGUUACUGCUGAUGCUAUGUAAGAUAUUACCUUCAAGGCUACCUGUAGGCUUUUGUUAGCAAUUGCUGCUGCUUCUUCUGUAACUAGUUAUUGCGCCUUGUAGGCGUGAGUUUUGGUACACGAUUAUCCGCACAAGCAAAAUUGUAAAUUUAAUGCUCAAGCCCGAGAUUCUGGAGGUUUUACCGAUCUAUGGGAGUAUUCCAACUGAAGCGAAACUUACAGGAACGCUAUUCACACCGAGAAUUAUGAAUAUUUUCCGAAUACAACAUUAAAUAUAUUUUCCGCCGCGAACUGUACACGGGUACCGUUCUGUGAAAAAUCCGUGUUAUCGUCUUUUAAUCUAAAUGAACGAAGAACUUUCUCAACUGUUCACUUGCUCGGUGCUUUUGCACUAGCACGCAGUUUAGGCGUAAUACCAUUGCUGUGGCAUGUGUCCGCCCACACUUACCCGCGCAUAAAUUAAAGAAUCUUGCUCUUGACUCAUAUCACAUAUAUAUACACAUAUAUAUAUAUAUAUAUAUAUAUAUCAAGAGCAUUCCAAGCGAGCGCGGUGUCGGGAUGCUGUUGAUCGUAACCGCAUAGCAUGGAAUUAUCGACAGAUAAUGUUCUGCUGAUAUUCGUCGUCGCGCGCAAGCAUGGCUGAACGAUCGAUCUCGCAUCGCUAUGUUACGGCAAACUUUGCUUGUGUGUGGUGUGGCCGCGAAGGUAGCGUGCAUAUAGGCACAGCCUUGCGGCAAUGCGCCCGCGGCCUAAUCCGUUUUCUCUCAUAGCUAUAUGCAAAGCAAACCCGUUCACUGUGAGCGUGUGUAUAUGAAAUGACCGUUAUGAUAAUAUAUUACGCCUUCUGUACAAAUGAGUUGUGAAACAUGUACAUAAUAUUUGCGCAAUUAAAUAUGCUUUGUAGUUAAUGUGUGCUGCGUUAUUACACGAAGGAAAAAACACAUAUGUGUAUAAUGAUUGCAAGAAAGUGUAGAGACUCACCAACGGGAAAGCUUGAGUAUGUGUGGUGUGCAUUACAAUGUGAUGCUGCACAACACAUCGCUUUACGUUUUAUCGUUAUUCUCUGAGGAAAAUAACAAAAUAUUGUACUAUACCUUAAAGAUGAUUAAACGAUCAAUUUUUCUCACAAAAA
Priapulus caudatus is the source of this 3146-nucleotide messenger RNA. Its product is annotated as hematopoietically-expressed homeobox protein hhex-like. The transcript is spliced from 4 exons. Gene Ontology annotation, molecular function: DNA-binding transcription factor activity, RNA polymerase II-specific; RNA polymerase II cis-regulatory region sequence-specific DNA binding. Gene Ontology annotation, biological process: cell differentiation; regulation of transcription by RNA polymerase II. NCBI's taxonomy places the organism in Eukaryota, Metazoa, Priapulida, Priapulimorpha, Priapulimorphida, Priapulidae. Bases 535 to 1410 code for a protein of 291 amino acids. The record is from RefSeq and is a predicted model, not a curated record.